Molecule: messenger RNA, 1222 nt
Organism: Choloepus didactylus (southern two-toed sloth)
Lineage: Eukaryota; Metazoa; Chordata; Mammalia; Pilosa; Megalonychidae
Gene: STMP1
Product: short transmembrane mitochondrial protein 1
Exons: 3
Coding region: 94-237 (47 amino acids)
Source: RefSeq, a predicted model, not a curated record
CGCGCGUCCCGCCCCUCGCCCCGGGGGAGGCAGGCUGAGACCGGCCGGAGCUACAGACUGUCUUCGUGCCUUCUCGCCCUUCCCACCGGCAUCAUGUUCCAGUUCCUGCUUGGAUUUACUUUUGGCAAUGUGGUUGGAAUGUAUCUGGCUCAGAACUAUGAUAUACCAAACCUGGCCAAAAAACUUGAAGAUAUCAAAAAGGACUUAGAUGCCAAGAAGAAACCCCCUAGUUCCUGAAGCUAACUACAGCUGUCUUGGGAUACACUGAUUGUACUAUCCUUGAAGGCCUUCUUUACCAUCUGAACCAAAAGCUUUUGUUUUAAACACCAGCCUCAGCAGCAGUUUUCUUCUUUGCUAAACCCUGAGUUGCCUUAGAGCAAAAAUGAGGCCACAAGUUAAGAACUACCCUUACUUUUCCAAUGUCCUUGCCUCUUCCCAUCCUUCUUCCAGCUGCUUGUGAGAUUCUAAGACUGGAAUUAUGGUGCUAAAUUAGUAAAUAUGUCCUUUAAUUAGUAGUCUUUUCUUUAUUCUUUGGGAUUUCUGCUACCUGUUUUCAAGAUAAAAAUUGAUGAGUUUUGUAUAGCUGAUCAGAUACAAAUAAUGCUAAUUUCACAAUUACAGCAAUAAGCAUUUGGUACUUAUGUUGUUUCACGGUAAUUAAAAUUAAUAUUUAGAAGCCAGUUUCUAGUGAAUUAUCCGUUUAUUUUAUAUUGUUGUCAGGCAGCUCCAUAGUUGCUAAUUUAACCAAUAAAUCAAUUUAUUCUUCAUUACCUGAGAAAUUAUAUUCUGAGAGUUGUGUCAGAACUGGAGAAUUUUUAAAGUAUGUAAAAUAAUGAUCUUUCUCCUCAGUAGAAUUCAUGGUCUAUUUAGUAUGCACAUUUUCCUUACUGAUAUAUUUGAUUCAGCUCUUUUCCCUCAAAAGAAGCAUUCUUAUUUUAAGAGAUUACAGGUGCAUUUGACAUUAUACAUUAAGUAAAUGAAAAGUGGUCUAUAAGGGAAAAUUUAUGCCUUUUCACAUUUAAAAAAGUUAUUUACAUUAUAACCUUUAGAGAUUCUUGUAAGAAAACUUUGGCCCAAAUGUAUAACAUCAGCACCUCAAAAGGAGAAUUUCUGCUUCUCUUUGCAAUUUAGGUUUUGUUUUUUCUUGCAAUCAGUAAUGACCCUUGUAAAUUGUCAGAUGUGUAAUUAUUACAUAUUUUACUUAAAUAAAAAAGAAAACCAA